GGGUUUUACCUGACAUUGCAUUCCCAGGCGUCUGGCUUCUCACAGUUGCCUGUGGCAAAUGGGGGUCUUCGAGUAGUUCCCGAGCCAGCGGGCAGAAGCGGCCCAACAAGAGCCCUUCUUUCCUGGGGGCCCACAGCCGGCUGUGAUAUCUUGGGGGUGAAGACGGGGAGGCUUCGGCUGGGAAAGGGAGAAAAGAGCAGCCACUGUCUGUCGGUAAGAUGAGCACCCACCCUUCCUCUCCUUUUGACCCUGAGCGCCGAGUUCGGAGCACGCUGAAGAAGGUCUUUGGGUUUGACUCUUUUAAGACACCUUUACAGGAGAGUGCGACCAUGGCUGUAGUGAAAGGUGACAAGGACGUCUUUGUGUGCAUGCCCACAGGGGCAGGAAAAUCCCUCUGCUAUCAGCUCCCUGCUCUGUUGGCCAAAGGCAUCACCAUUGUAAUCUCUCCUCUCAUUGCUUUGAUUCAGGACCAAGUGGACCACUUGCUGGCCCUGAAGGUACAAGUGAGUUCCUUGAACUCAAAGCUCUCAGCCCAGGAGAAGAAGGAGCUGCUCUCUGACCUAGAGCAAGAAAAGCCCCGGACCAAACUUCUGUACAUCACGCCGGAGAUGGCAGCUUCCGCCUCCUUCCAGCCCACCCUGAACUCCCUGAUGUCCCGCCACCUGCUCUCCUACCUGGUGGUGGAUGAAGCUCAUUGUGUUUCCCAGUGGGGGCACGACUUCCGGCCUGACUACUUGCGUCUGGGUGCCCUGCGCUCCCGCCUGGCACAUGCCCCAUGUGUGGCUCUGACUGCCACAGCCACCCUGCAGGUCCAAGAGGAUGUGUUUGCUGCCCUGCACCUGAAGCAACCAGUUGCUGUCUUCAAGACUCCCUGCUUCCGGGCCAACCUCUUCUAUGAUGUACAGUUCAAGGAACUGCUCUCUGAUCCCUACGGGAACCUGCGGGACUUCUGCCUUAAGGCUCUUGGGCAGAAGGCUGAUAAAGGGCUGUUAUCUGGCUGUGGCAUUGUCUACUGCAGGACCAGAGAGGCCUGUGAACAGCUGGCAAUAGAGCUCAGUUAUAGGGGUGUGAAUGCCAAGGCGUACCAUGCAGGGUUGAAGGCUUCUGAAAGAACGCUGGUGCAGAAUGAGUGGAUGGAGGAGAAGGUCCCUGUAAUUGUUGCUACCAUUAGUUUUGGGAUGGGUGUGGACAAAGCCAAUGUCAGGUUUGUUGUCCACUGGAACAUUGCCAAGUCUAUGGCUGGGUACUACCAAGAGUCUGGCCGGGCGGGCAGAGACGGAAAGCCUUCCUGGUGCCGUCUGUAUUACUCCAGGAAUGACCGGGACCAAGUCAGCUUCCUGAUCAAGAAGGAAGUAGCAAAACUCCAGGAAAAGAGAGGGAACAAAGCAUCUGAUAAAGCUGCUGUCUUGGCCUUUGAUUCCCUGGUGGCCUUCUGUGAAGAAUCAGGGUGCCGCCACGCUGCCAUUGCCAAGUACUUCGGGGAUGCGCCCCCCGCCUGCACCAAAGGAUGUGACUACUGCCAGAACCCUGCGGCGGUGCGGAAGCAGCUGGACGCUUUGGAGCAAAAAAGCAGCUGGAGCAAGACCUGCAUCGGGCCCUCCCAGGGGAAUGGCUUUGACCCUGAGCUGUAUGAGGGAGGCCGCAGGGGUUACGGGGGCUUUAGCAGGUACGAUGAAGGUUCUGGAGGCAGCGGGGACGAGGGCAGAGACGAGGCCCACAAGCGGGAAUGGAAUCUCUUCUAUCAGAAGCAGAUGAGCCUGCGCAAGGGCAAAGACCCCAAGAUAGAAGAAUUUGUACCCCCAGAUGAGGACUGUCCCCUGAAAGAGGCUUCUAGCAGGAGGAUCCCCAGGCUCACCGUGAAGGCCCGUGAGCACUGUCUGGGGCUUCUGGAGGAGGCUCUGAGCAGCAACUGCCAGGCCGUAGGUUCCACUGAUGGACUUGACUUCCAGGCUAAGGCUGUGGAGCUGGAACACGAGAUAUUUCAAAAUGCCAAGGUGGCCAACCUGUACAAGGCCAGCGUGCUGAAGAAGGUGGCUGAGAUCCACAGAGCCUCCAAGGCUGGGCAGCUCUACGUCAUGGGAGGUGGUACCAACAGCCGUAGCGCCCAGGCUGAGCCCCCAGAGCCCACCGAGUACGACAUCCGGCCGGCCUCCCAGGUGUACUCGCUCAAACACAAGCGGGUGGGAGCCGGUUUCCCCAAAGGCUCCUGCCCAUUCCAGACGGCCACUGAGCUGAUGGAGAAGACGCAGGCCAAGGAGCAAGACCCCCAGCCUGCGCAGGGAGGCAAGCAGGAGCCGCCCAGCCGACCCUGUGGCCUCCAGGAUGAGGACCGCAGUGAGCCCCUUCCUGGGCCCAGAGGAGAGGUCCCCGGGAGCAGUGCUCGUUGUGGGGGGCCCUCCCCUGAAAAGAAGGCAAAAGGCCCCUCUCAGGGCAGUCCCUCUGCCAAGGCCCGUGUCACCAAGAAGCAGCAGCUCCUGGCUGCAGCGGCCCUCAAGGACUCUCAGAACAUCGCCCGCUUCUUCUGCCAAAGGGCUGAGGGCCAACCUCCAGUCACUUCAGCCCCAGGGGCAGAAGGUGCCAGCCCCUCCUGUGGGGAGGUGCAGGGACCCCUAACAGCCUCAGAGGAGUGCACAGGGGAGGCGGAUGAAGCCAUGGGACAUUUGGCUGCCCACCCCCAGACAAAGGAGUGCACCAGGGAGGAGCCAAGUGUCUGCCCACUCAGAGACCAGAGGCCCCCUGAAGGCCAGCCCGCCCCAACAAAGGAGACCCAGAGAGGCAAGCGGCUCAGACCCCAGCAGGGGAGCCCAGAGAGCCAGGCUCAGAAGAGGCCACGCUCCUCUGCCAAGGCCUCCAUCUUAGCUGAGACUAAGGGCAGCGUCUCAGCCAGCGAUCAGGGCACCAUGAACUCUGCGGCCCAAGGCUCCUGCCAGCUCUCAACUCCUGGCAUCUCCCUGAAGGAGGCUGCGAAUGUUGUGGUCAAGUGUCUGACCCCUUUCUACAAGGAGGGCAAGUUUGCAUCUAAGGAAUUGUUUAAAGCCUUCGCCCGCCACCUCUCACACUCACUGACUCAGAAUCCCUCUCCAGGAAGGAGCGUGAAGGAAGAGGCCCAGAACGUUAUCAAGCUGUUGUUCCACGGCCGGGCCCGGUGUGAGAGUGAAGCUGACUGGCACGGCCUGUGUGGCCCACAGAGAUGACCGACGGCUGCCCGACAGGGCUGGUGUCCUCCUCGGACUCCACCGCGGCCCAGCUUAGCCUCACUCAGGAAUGGGGAAGGUGGGCGGCCUGCUGCCGCCAGGGGCGUCCUAUGUUCUCAGGCUCCUAAGCCCCUUCCAACCACACCUUGCUUUGGAAAUGGGCCUGGACACUUCCCAAAUCAAGGUCAGAGGCCAGAGUUCAGCCCACCUUUAUUUUUGCUUGCAAAGCCUGAGGUCCUCUUUCUCCCAGCCUCCCUGCCUCUUCUGGCCCUCGUGGCAGGGUUUUCUGGGCCAGAUCCCCAGGUUAGAAAGUGGCCGGUGGUGUGGCUGCUGCCAGGGGAACAGAGGGAAAGAAGGUCUCGCCACCUCUUGUACUUAACAGAUUUUAAGCCGGGGGCCAGACCCACCGGCCCAAGGCCUUGGGGCCUACUUAGGAAGAGCCCCUGCUGGCCUCAGAUCUCCCUUAGGCCUCCAGUUCUGCCCAGGCGCAGAGCUCAUGAGAGGGGCCACAGCCAGGCCCCACCCAGCUUCUGGUCAGGAAGGCCAGGCCGGACUUAGAUGUUUACCUGAGGAAUAAAGUCCUGGUUGUCAUGACACACACUCACGCACACACA
Vicugna pacos (alpaca) is the source of this 3808-nucleotide messenger RNA. It is a transcript of the gene RECQL5, whose product is annotated as RecQ like helicase 5. Gene Ontology annotation, molecular function: 3'-5' DNA helicase activity; nucleic acid binding; ATP binding. Lineage: Eukaryota; Metazoa; Chordata; Mammalia; Artiodactyla; Camelidae. Gene Ontology annotation, cellular component: chromosome; nucleus; cytoplasm. Gene Ontology annotation, biological process: double-strand break repair via homologous recombination; regulation of DNA-templated transcription. The record is from RefSeq and is a predicted model, not a curated record.